UCCCCACUCCCGCAGGCACCCUCCCCCUCCCUCUCCCUCCUCCCUCAAAACUCUCUCUCCCUCCCUGAAAAUUCUCCGCAUACUGGUGCCCAAGUGGUGCCGGCAUCCCGCUGAGGGCAGAGAGAGAGAGAGAGAAAGAGAUCCUCCUCCCCUGUCCCCACUCCCCUGACCCGCCGCCGAGCCGGGACGAGGAGGAGGAGGAGCUGCAGCUCAGCUCCGCCCCAGCUCAGCCCCCGGAGCCCGAGCUGAUCGACCCGCCGGCAGCGAGAUUCGGCCAGGGCACGAUCGACGGAGAGAUGUACCGGGUGAAGAGCGAGAGCGACUGCGAGAUGAUGCACCAGGAGGACCAGAUGGACUCGCCGGUGGGCGACGACGGCAGCAGCGGCGGAGGGUCGCCUCACAGGGGCGGCGGGCCGCCUCUGAAGAAGGGGCCCUGGACGUCCGCGGAGGACGCCAUCCUGGUGGACUACGUGAAGAAGCACGGCGAGGGGAACUGGAACGCGGUGCAGAAGAACACCGGGCUGUUCCGGUGCGGCAAGAGCUGCCGCCUCCGGUGGGCGAACCACCUCAGGCCCAACCUCAAGAAGGGGGCCUUCACCCCCGAGGAGGAGAGGCUCAUCAUCCAGCUCCACUCCAAGAUGGGCAACAAGUGGGCUCGGAUGGCCGCUCAUUUGCCAGGGCGUACUGAUAAUGAAAUAAAGAAUUACUGGAACACUCGAAUAAAGAGAUGUCAGCGAGCCGGUUUGCCAAUAUAUCCUGCUAGUGUAUGCAAUCAAUCUUCAAAUGAAGAUCAGCAGGGCUCCAGCGAUUUCAACUGCGGCGAGAAUCUUUCCAGUGACCUCCUGAAUGGAAAUGGUCUUUAUCUGCCAGAUUUUACCUGUGACAAUUUCAUUGCUAAUUCAGAGGCUCUAUCUUAUGCACCACAGCUUUCAGCUGUUUCAAUAAGCAGUUUGCUUGGCCAGAGCUUUGCAUCCAAAAACUGCGGCUUCAUGGAUCAAGUAAACCAAGCAGGGAUGCUAAAACAGUCUGACCCUUUACUCCCUGGAUUGAGCGACACCAUCAAUGGCGCGCUCUCCUCGGUCGAUCAAUUCUCAAAUGACUCUGAGAAGCUCAAGCAGGCUCUUGGUUUUGACUAUCUCCACGAAGCCAACUCUAGCAGCAAGAUUAUUGCACCAUUUGGGGGUGCGCUUACUGGCAGCCAUGCCUUUUUAAAUGGCACCUUCUCUACUUCUAGGACCAUCAAUGGUCCUUUGAAGAUGGAGCUCCCUUCACUCCAAGAUACCGAAUCUGAUCCGAAUAGCUGGCUCAAGUAUACCGUGGCUCCUGCGAUGCAGCCUACGGAGUUGGUUGAUCCGUACCUGCAGUCCCCGACAGCAACUCCGUCAGUGAAAUCGGAGUGUGCUUCGCCGAGGAACAGCGGCCUCUUGGAAGAGCUGCUUCAUGAAGCUCAGGGACUAAGAUCUGGGAAGAAUCAGCAGCUCUCCGUGAGAAGUUCAAGUUCCUCUGUCAGCACGCCGUGUGAUACCACGGUGGUUAGCCCGGAGUUUGAUCUCUGUCAGGAAUAUUGGGAAGAACGUCUGAAUGAAUAUGCCCCAUUCAGUGGCAAUUCACUCACUGGAUCCACCGCUCCUAUGAGUGCUGCGUCGCCUGAUGUUUUUCAGCUCUCCAAAAUUUCUCCUGCACAAAGCCCUUCACUGGGAUCUGGAGAGCAGGCAAUGGAGCCUGCAUAUGAGCCCGGGGCAGGGGACACUUCGUCUCAUCCUGAAAACUUGAGGCCAGACGCGUUCUUCUCUGGGAACACGGCCGACUCGUCCGUCUUCAACAACGCCAUAGCCAUGCUCCUGGGCAACGACAUGAACACGGAGUGCAAGCCUGUUUUCGGCGACGGUAUCAUGUUUGAUACUUCGGUGUGGAGCAACUUGCCUCAUGCUUGUCAAAUGUCGGAGGAAUUCAAAUGAGUUCCUCACCGAACCUCCAGCGGAGUCGAAGGAGAUUCUUGGUAUCCCUCACCCUGAUUGUUUUGAGGAAAAAUUCAGAGAAAGCCUCAUCGAUUGUAUACGCUGCUGCGUGCGUACGCGGCUGCUACCAGAUGCGCUCUCCGUGCAACUAAGCCCCUUUUCCCCAAUAAAGUUGGCGGAGAUAAGCCGGUUAUCUAUUUUUUGUUUGUUUGUUUCGAACUAGAGAACCCUUUUUUGUCAUCUCUGUGGCAUUUAUUUGAACAAUGUAAGAUCAGUUACUGCUUUUUUUUUUCUGGUGUACUCUCUCUUGCUGAACAUCUGCCCCCAAAUUGUCAAUCGAUAGUAGCAUUUCUUUUCUCCC
Molecule: messenger RNA, 2319 nt
Organism: Hordeum vulgare subsp. vulgare (domesticated barley)
Lineage: Eukaryota; Viridiplantae; Streptophyta; Magnoliopsida; Poales; Poaceae
Product: transcription factor GAMYB
Exons: 4
Coding region: 297-1958 (553 amino acids)
Biological process (GO): regulation of DNA-templated transcription
Source: RefSeq, a predicted model, not a curated record